AUGUUAGAGCUUUGGAAACUCAAACUCGAGGAACUGCCAUUUGAUAUAGCUGUAGCGAAAUACAUCGCUAUGGAGCGAUCUGACAAGGAUGUAGAAGCUCUCCAGGGGGAUAAAAAGUCAAUCCCAGCGAAUUUGUUAUCUAAGUCAAGGCCAUGCGAGAAGCCUAAACCUAAGAAAGAAGCUAAGCCUUCAAAGAAAAAGGGUUUCUCAUCUCCUAAAGAUAAGGGUGCUCAAAGUUGCUACCACUGUUUUGGAAAUUAUGAUCAUAAAAGUUGUCCUUUCAAAAAGGAAAAAUGUCACAUAUUGCAAGGGCUUGUAAAUCCAAGAAAAGGGAGACACAAGCUGCCCGACCCCCAGUAAAUUAUGUAGACAGUGAUGACGGGGACAGCGAUCACUACCUGGGAUCUCUUGAGGUUAAUAACGUGGGUGACAAGGAUCAUGUGAUAUUGGUCAGCCCCGGAGUACAGGGAAGGGUGGUCAAGAUAAAACUAGAAGCAGGUUCUGCUGUGUCUGUACUCCUAUAAAAACAGUAUAAGGAACGUGGUCACGUGAAGCUAGCAAAGAGCCAUAUCACACUUAAAACCUCCACUGAGCAGAAAAUCACACCUGAGGAAGAGAUGAAGUGUAAUGUUAAGUUUAAGGGCCAAGAAAAGGAGUUAACCCUACAAGUGGUUGAGACACCGGGGCCAGCAUUGUUUGGGCGUGACUGGCUCUCUAAAAUUCAGCUGGACUGGGGUGAAAUCAAAGCCCUUAAGCUUAGCCAGACACCGGAAGGGGUCAUGCAACAAAAAGUGGAUCAGUUGUUGCAGCAGUACGAGACUGUAUUUUCUGAGAUUGAAGGCACACUUAAAGGCCACAAGGCUGAUUUGAAGGUCGAGAAGGGCUGCCAGCCUAGCUUUUAUAAGCCACCUCAAGUUACAUAUGCACUUCGCCUCAAGGCACAAGCAUAAUUGGCACGUUUAGAGAAGGACGGAAAAACAUUUUAGCAAACUUGAUCGGCGCAAGGCUUAUCACCAACUGGAAGUAACAGAGGAAUACAAGAAAUUCCUCACCAUCAAUAUACGCUAG
Porites lobata is the source of this 1068-nucleotide messenger RNA. NCBI's taxonomy places the organism in Eukaryota, Metazoa, Cnidaria, Anthozoa, Scleractinia, Poritidae. The record is from the annotation of a GenBank genome assembly.